AAAAACAAUGUUGAACAAGCAGAUACAGAUGACGGAUGUCUGACUUUGGAGAUAGACGCUACGGACGAUGCAGUAGGGCACGAAUGCGAUGCUUCGACCUUAGAAAUGUACAACAAUUCUCCAGGGUACCGACAACAUACUCCGACAAUACAAACAAUGGACGUUUCGUCAAGGUUCAAACACGAUACACAGCCAAUAGAGAUUGUGGACGAUUCGUCAAGGAUUAUACACGAUACACCGACAAAAUGUGCUAUGGAUCAUUCGUCAAUGUACAAACACGAUACACAGCCUAAAGAGAUUGUGGACGAUUCGUCAAUGUACAAACACGAUACACAGCCAUUUGAUACUGUGAUCGAUUCGUCAAGGUACAGACACAAUACACCGCCAAUAGAUCUUGUGGACGAUUCGUCAAGGUACAAACACGGUACACCGCAAAUAGAGAUUGUGAAUGAUACGUCAAGGUACAAACACGAUACACCGGGAAUAGAGAUUGAGGACGAUCCGUCAAGGUGCAAACACGAUACACCGCAAAUAGAGAUUGUGAAUGAUACGUCAAGGUACAAACACGAUACACCGGGAAUAGAGAUUGAGGACGAUCCGUCAAGGUACAAACACGAUACACCGCCAAUGGAUCUUGUGGACGAUUCGUCAAGGUACAAACACGAUACACCGCAAAUAGAGAUUGUGGAUGAUACGUCAAGGUACAAACACGAUACACCGCAAAUAGAGAUUGUGGAUGAUACGCCAAGGUACAAACAUGAUACACAGCCACAACCUGCUGAGGACCAUUCAUCAAAACACGACACACAGCCAUUAGAGCAUAUGAACGAUUAG
Messenger RNA from Mizuhopecten yessoensis (Yesso scallop), 834 nucleotides. RefSeq lists its product as uncharacterized. The transcript has a single exon. The annotation marks the transcript as partial. Lineage: Eukaryota; Metazoa; Mollusca; Bivalvia; Pectinida; Pectinidae. The record is from RefSeq and is a predicted model, not a curated record.